AAAGGUUAUAUCUAAGCGAUCAAGGUCAAUUACAAACAAGAAUUUUGAAAUUGAGUACCACCUCUCUCUGCUUACAUCGACUACUAACAGAAGCGCAUUAUUAGCAGUCUGCGGCAGUUUAUUGAAGAAUGGACCUGAAACGAGUUCUUGUUGCUGAUGCUGUAGAUGCACAAUGCACCAAACUACUGACUGAAAAUGGAUUCACAGUCGACUGUAAAUAUAAACAAAGUGAAGAAGAGUUGAUUAAAAACAUAAAGGAUUAUGACGCAAUAAUAGUGAGGUCCGAUACUAAAGUAACAGAGAAAAUAAUCAAAGCUGGAAAGAAUCUCAAGGUGAUAGGAAGGGCUGGAGCUGGUGUAGACAAUAUCAACACUAACGCUGCUACAGCAAACAAAAUACUCGUCUUGAAUACACCAGGAGGAAAUGCUAUCAGUGCUUGUGAACUGACGUGUUCCUUAAUUACAAGUCUAGCCAGAAAUGUAGUUCCUGCAGCUGCAUCUUUGAAGGCUGGUAGAUGGGAUCGCAAGCUUUAUUCUGGCCAUGAGUUGUAUGGGAAAACAUUAGCAAUAAUAGGCUUAGGAAGAAUAGGAAAGGAAGUAGCAACAAGGAUGCAAUCCUGGGGUAUGAAGACUAUUGGGUUUGAUCCCAUUGUUAGUGCGGAGGAGGCGAAAAAGUUUAAUGUAGAAUCAAUGGAUUUGGAGAAAAUUUGGCCCUUAGCUGAUUACAUCACUGUUCAUACGCCUCUCAUACCCCAAACAAGAAAUAUGAUCAAUGACAAAGUUUUCUCAGCUUGCAAAAAAGGGGUUUGCAUAGUGAAUGUUGCCAGAGGUGGCAUUAUUUGUGAGAAGGAUCUACUAGUAGCUCUACAAGACGGUAGAUGUGGGGGAGCUGCCCUCGAUGUAUUUGAACAAGAACCACCAACUGACCCUGUUACUUUAGAACUUAUUCAACAUCCAAAAGUUAUUGCAACACCCCAUUUAGGAGCGAGCACUUCAGAAGCACAAAUCAGGGUGGCUGUUGAAAUUGCUGAGCAAAUUAUAGCUUUAUCUGGAAGGAACCUUAAAUAUACUGAAACACCUGGUGUAAUCAAUAGAGCAGUGCUUGGAAAGUAAAUGAUUUUUAACAAGAA
Molecule: messenger RNA, 1129 nt
Organism: Coccinella septempunctata (seven-spotted ladybird)
Lineage: Eukaryota; Metazoa; Arthropoda; Insecta; Coleoptera; Coccinellidae
Product: D-3-phosphoglycerate dehydrogenase
Exons: 5
Coding region: 129-1112 (327 amino acids)
Molecular function (GO): phosphoglycerate dehydrogenase activity; NAD binding
Source: RefSeq, a predicted model, not a curated record